GCGACCCCCUAACAUAUAUUCUAUCGAUCAUUUCACAUUGAAUUGAAAUCUUUUUACUCUUAAUUUUUUUUGGGUCUUCUCUAAUCAUCAUCUCCAUACCUUAACCUUCAAAUCAGGUCUGAGCAUUCAAGUUUGAAGAAUUGUGUGUGCUCGUAUUACCCUUUCGUUUCAGCCAAGUUUCAUGUCUGAUCUUGAUCUCCAAGUUCCUAAUGCUUUUGAUCCCUUUGCUGAGGCAAAUGCUGAGAACUCUGGUGCGGGGACAAAAGAUUAUGUACACAUCCGUAUACAGCAAAGGAAUGGUAGGAAAAGCUUGACAACCGUGCAAGGUUUGAAGAAAGAAUUCAGCUAUAAUAAAAUUCUUAAGGAUCUCAAAAAAGAGUUUUGCUGCAACGGUACUGUUGUUCAGGAUUCAGAAUUGGGACAGGUUAUUCAACUUCAGGGUGAUCAACGGAAGAAUGUUUCAACAUUUCUUGUCCAGGCUGGGGUUGUGAAGAAAGAACACAUCAAAAUUCAUGGUUUCUGAUUGCCAUCAAUCAUCAAUCAUUGUGCAGUUACACUAUUUGUUUCUGUUCCAAAUAAUGCUCUGCUAUGAACUUUGAGAGUUGUUGUAAACUAUAAACUUGUUAAUGUUGUUCUUCUGCUUGUUUGAUAUAAGUAAUGCAUUUGUUCUUGUUUUUCCGCGUAA
Molecule: messenger RNA, 685 nt
Organism: Solanum verrucosum
Lineage: Eukaryota; Viridiplantae; Streptophyta; Magnoliopsida; Solanales; Solanaceae
Product: protein translation factor SUI1 homolog 2-like
Exons: 5
Coding region: 182-523 (113 amino acids)
Biological process (GO): translational initiation
Molecular function (GO): RNA binding; translation initiation factor activity
Source: RefSeq, a predicted model, not a curated record